Molecule: messenger RNA, 3465 nt
Organism: Tremella mesenterica DSM 1558
Lineage: Eukaryota; Fungi; Basidiomycota; Tremellomycetes; Tremellales; Tremellaceae
Exons: 4
Coding region: 18-3425 (1135 amino acids)
Biological process (GO): spliceosomal complex assembly
Cellular component (GO): U12-type spliceosomal complex; catalytic step 2 spliceosome; U2 snRNP
Molecular function (GO): mRNA binding
Source: RefSeq, a predicted model, not a curated record
CCUCUCCAUACAUCAUCAUGGCCGAACAAUCCUAUCCCACCCUGCAGAACUUUUCUGCUCCUCAAGAGCUCCUGGACGAGCAUGCCGAGAUGAUAGAGGCAGAGGAGAUACCGGACGAGACCAUGGAUCGAUCACAGGCUCGUCAGGUGGCAGCCAGGCAGACCGAGUAUCAUCUGCGGCGGUUCAAGCGGACAGAGGCUACGCUGGAAGGAGAAGAUGACAGUUACGAGGAUAGGAUGAGGAGACAGAACUUGGAGAAAGAGGAGGAGCGCGUUAGAAAGUACAAGGAGCAGCUCGAGAAGGAUGAGCAGUCGAAACUGGACAAGCCAGUGGACGAUAAGACGCCACCCCGAGCCUUGACAGGAGGUGACACCCCUCCAAAAGACCAAGCUGGCGACGCUACACCGCCGAGAAGGAAGAGAAGAUGGGACGUGGAUGAUGUCAAAGAGGAGAAACCCGAUGUUUCCUCAGAUACGGCGUCGACCAAGCGGAGGUCUCGUUGGGAUCAGACUCCGGCAGCUGCUCCAGAAGCGGUAAUCAAGCGGUCGCGAUGGGAUCAGACUCCUUCAUCUUCCGAUGCCGCAGUUGGUGCCGCUUCGCAAACCACAAAUGGAGUAGUCAUGGUAGAGGACAAGCGUUAUCGAGCGAUCACCGAUGAGGAGCUCGACAGUAUCCUACCUGGUGUUGUAGAUGGUUAUGUGAUCAUCGAAGUCCCGGACGACUACAAGCCGGCACCUUCCGUUCGAAAAUUGGUCCCGGCUCAGACUUCUGAUGGCUUCAUGAUGCAAGACGAUGCCGAUGCUGUGAGGGCGAGGACGGCAGCUGGCGGUUUGCAGGGUACGACGGAGCAGACUGAGAUUGAAGGGAUUGGGACUCUGCAGUUCUUGAAGCCAGAGGAUACGCAGUACUUCGCCAAGAUUUUGGGAGAUGGGGGUGGUGAGGAAGAUGACAUUGGGUACACCACUGAAGAGCUGAAGGAGCGCAAAAUCAUGCGAUUAUUGUUGAAGAUCAAGAACGGAACGCCACCUGUACGUAAAUCAGCGUUACGACAAAUCACCGACCGCGCUCGAGAAUUCGGAGCCGGACCCCUGUUUGACAAAAUAUUACCUCUCUUGAUGGAGCGUUCCCUUGAGGAUCAAGAACGACAUUUACUUGUCAAAGUCAUCGACCGAGUUCUCUAUAAACUUGACGACCUGGUGCGACCUUAUGUUCACAAGAUCCUGGUCGUGAUCGAACCUCUCCUCAUCGAUGAGGACUAUUACGCUCGGGUAGAAGGUCGUGAGAUCAUCAGUAACCUUGCCAAAGCUGCCGGUCUAGCCCACAUGAUUUCAACCAUGCGUCCCGAUAUCGAUCAUGUCGACGAAUAUGUCAGAAAUACCACCGCUCGUGCAUUUGCCGUAGUCGCCUCAGCCCUCGGCAUCCCCGCUCUUCUCCCCUUCCUGAAAGCUGUCUGUCGCUCGAAGAAAUCCUGGCAAGCCCGACACACGGGUAUUCGUAUCAUCCAGCAGAUUGCUCAGAUGACAGGUUGUGCGGUUCUUCCACAUCUACGGAACUUGGUCGAUGCAGUUGCAGAUGGUCUGCAAGACGAACAACAAAAGGUCCGUACCAUGACUGCUCUUAGUCUGGCUGCCUUGGCCGAAUCUGCCGCACCUUAUGGGAUUGAAUCCUUCGACAACGUGCUCAAACCCCUCUGGUUGGGCAUCCGACAGCAUCGAGGGAAAACGCUCGCCGCCUUCCUCAAGGCCAUCGGCUACAUCAUUCCUCUCAUGGACCCCGAGUAUGCCGGCUACUACGUUCGAGAGUGUAUGCCGAUUCUCAUCCGUGAGUUUCGGACAUCUGACGAGGAAAUGCGACGCAUCGUUCUCCAAGUCGUCAAGCAAUGUGCUGGAACGGAAGGUGUGACCCCCACGUAUAUCAAGACUGAAGUCUUGCCGGAGUUCUACAAAGCUUUCUGGGUUCGUCGAAUGGCUCUCGACCGACGGAAUUACAAGCAGCUCGUGGACACAACUGUUGAGCUCGCGCAGAAAGCCGGUGUUGCCGAAAUUGUUGGACGAAUUUGCAAUGAUCUAAAGGAUGAGUCCGAGCCCUUCCGUAAAAUGGUCAUGGAGACCAUCACCAAGGUCAUUGCCAACACGGGUGCCGCCGACAUUGACGAGCGUCUAGAAGUGCAACUCAUCGACGGUAUCAUCUUCGCUUUCCAGGAGCAAACUCUUGAGGAUACGAUCAUUUUGGAUGGCUUCAGUACGGUGGUCAGUGCUCUCGGUGGUCGAGUAAAACCGUAUCUUCCCCAAAUCAUCUCAAUGAUUCUCUGGCGGCUCACCAACAAGAGUGCCAAAGUCCGAAUGCUCGCCGCUGACCUGACCACGAAACUCGCUCCUAUAGUGAAGAGCAACGGGGAGGAUCAUCUGUUGAGUAAGCUGGGAGUUGUUAUCUUCGAGCAAUUGGGUGAGGAAUACCCGGAUGCACUCGGAAGUUUGAUUGCCGCAGAGGGAGCUAUCGCCAACGUUGUUGGUAUGACGCAGAUGAACCCGCCUGUCAAGGAUCUCCUCCCACGUAUGACCCCUAUUUUGAGAAAUCGUCACGAGAAAGUGCAAGAGGCAACUAUCAAUCUUAUCGGGCGUAUCGCCGAUCGAGGAGCAGAGUUUGUGCCUGCCAAAGAAUGGAUGCGAAUCUGUUUCGAACUGCUCGAUCUCCUCAAAGCACAUAAAAAGGCGAUUCGACGAGCAGCUGUCAACUCGUUUGGCUACAUAGCCAAGGCUAUCGGUCCUCAGGACGUUCUCAGCGUUCUUCUCACAAACCUCAAGGUACAAGAACGGCAAAGUCGAGUCUGCAGUACCGUCGCCAUUGCCAUUGUAGCCGAGACGUGUGGGCCCUUCACUUGUAUCCCUGCCAUCCUCAACGAAUAUCGCACACCAGAACUCAACGUUCGUAACGGUUGCCUCAAGGCCCUGGCGUUCGUCUUCGAAUAUGUCGGUGAAAUGUCUAAAGACUACAUCCACUCUGUCGUCGGCCUGCUGGAAGACGCCUUGACCGAUCGUGAUCACGUACAUCGACAGACGGCAUGCGCCAUUGUGAAGCAUCUUACCAUCGGGGUCGCUGGUCUCGGCUACGAAGAGGCCCUCACGCACCUGCUCAACCUCGUGUGGCCCAACAUCUUCGAGACGAGUCCUCACGUCAUUGGUGGAGUCAUGGACGCCAUAGAGGCCAUGAGAUUAGGUGUGGGCCCUGGUGUGGUGCUGUCAUAUGUUCUGCAGGGCAUGUUUCAUCCCGCUCGUAGAGUCCGUGAGGUUUACUGGCGGAUGUAUAACACCCUGAUCCUCGGUUCUUCCGAUUCUUUGGUGCCCUUCUACCCCAAUCUCGGUUCAGCGUCGGAUUUGGCUUCUGGGCAAGAUUACACUAGACAUCACCUGAUGAUGUCGAUAUGAGAGAGAUUGUACCUCUAUGCAUGUAAUGACGUUCAAGAUG